AUGUCUCAUCGUAGAGAAUUUUUUGGGUUUGGUAGUCGAUCUUCUGGGCCUGAGCAGGAGCGACAGUCCUCCUCAGGCUCUGGGCCGUACAUUUCUGCGAUUCCAGAGUCUGGUUCCCCUCCACAGACCGCUGCUGCAUCUGGGUCUAGAAGGCCCAAAGGCAAAUCAGUGGCGCAGAUUAGGGCCGAUUGUGCUAGGCGCGACGGGAGGAUCCUCUUUCAGAGGAAUACUGAUGGUAAGUUGAUCGAGCCCCCGGGGAUCUCCACCAAUUGCACGAACUCGUUUAAGAGGAUUCCGAACCCAGGCGGGUACACGUGGAAGUUACCUCCGCCAACGGUGCAGGAGUUGUAUUUUGAGGAAUUCAAGAAAGAGUUUGCUUGGAACCCUGAUGAUGAGGCUGAUGUGAAAAAAAUGUGGUUAGACAAGGCCCGCAAAAGGUACAGUGACAACAUGAGCGAGUAUAAGAGACAGCUCAAGGAGAAGACCGAGGCAGGGGAGAUGAUGGAGACACCGCUGGGCAUGUCCGACACCUUUUGGACGGGACUCAAGGCAUACUGGGAUCAAGAUGAGGUUAAGGCCGUUUCUAGGCGCGCACGUGAGAACCGAUACUCUGAGCCCGAUGGAGUUGGUACAGGGAUCAGUCGGCACGUUGGAGGGUCUCAGUCGAGUCGUAUUCUGCAGCAGAGUCUGGCGGAGAUUCAUUGCGUUGCUGCUGAGACAGGACGAGAGGACCGACUCGAUGAGGUCUACUUGGAGCUCGUACGUCCCGGUAGGUCACGACUGUACGGCACUGAAAGUGCCGGUGUGAGCCAGUUUAGUAGGGGGUCUACUAACAGUACAGGCUCUUCCCAGAUGUCUCAGCGAAUGUAUGAGACUCGGAUCUCCACACUGGAGGAGCGUCUCCAAAGGGCUGAGGAGGAUAGGGCGGCCCAAGAAGCAGCACGUGAGGCCGGACGAGCAGUACGUGAGGCCCUUGAGCAGCGGAUGAGUCAGUUCGAGGAGAUACUGAGGCGGUCGGGUCAGCUACCUUGA
Messenger RNA from Salvia miltiorrhiza (redroot sage), 1032 nucleotides. RefSeq lists its product as uncharacterized. The record is from RefSeq and is a predicted model, not a curated record. The transcript is spliced from 4 exons. NCBI's taxonomy places the organism in Eukaryota, Viridiplantae, Streptophyta, Magnoliopsida, Lamiales, Lamiaceae. The coding region runs from base 1 to 1032 and encodes 343 amino acids.